Molecule: messenger RNA, 826 nt
Organism: Rhincodon typus (whale shark)
Lineage: Eukaryota; Metazoa; Chordata; Chondrichthyes; Orectolobiformes; Rhincodontidae
Product: serine/threonine-protein phosphatase PP1-alpha catalytic subunit-like
Exons: 5
Coding region: 38-826 (262 amino acids)
Cellular component (GO): cytoplasm; nucleus
Molecular function (GO): protein serine/threonine phosphatase activity
Source: RefSeq, a predicted model, not a curated record
UCAACAGAUGGCCGACCUGUGAGAGACCAGAGUCCAAAUGGGCGCAGUCAGAGAGUUGUGUGGCUGGUGUGUGGUGCAUGGAUUAGUGAAAUCGCCAUGCUCCAGGAAACUGGCUUUGGAGAGGUUUUCGUGUGCUGAAUCAGCCUCAGGCAGGCGUGGAGUCUAUGGAGUAAGCUGCCUGGGAGUUCCCAUCAUGUGGCGCUGGUCAUCGACAAACAGUGAUAUCCAUGGACAGUACUAUGACCUUCUCCGCCUGUUUGAGUACGGAGGGUUCCCUCCGGAGAGUAACUACCUCUUUCUGGGGGACUAUGUUGAUCGAGGCAAGCAGUCGCUGGAGACCAUCUGCUUGUUGCUGGCCUACAAGAUCAAAUACCCCGAGAACUUCUUCCUACUGCGAGGGAACCACGAGUGUGCCAGCAUCAACCGCAUCUACGGCUUCUACGAUGAGUGUAAAAGGCGUUACAACAUCAAACUGUGGAAGACCUUCACUGACUGUUUUAACUGCCUGCCAAUUGCAGCGAUAGUGGAUGAGAAAAUAUUCUGCUGUCAUGGAGGGCUGUCCCCGGAUUUGCAGUCAAUGGAGCAGAUCCGUCGUAUCAUGAGGCCGACAGACGUUCCCGACCAGGGAUUGCUGUGUGAUUUGCUGUGGUCUGACCCAGAUAAAGAUGUUCAGGGUUGGGGGGAGAAUGACCGCGGUGUCUCCUUCACCUUUGGGGCAGAGGUCGUCGCCAAGUUCCUGCACAAACACGACCUGGACCUGAUCUGUCGCGCCCACCAGAUCCGCAGUUCUUUGUCUUAUUCAUCUGACUGGGUCUGGGGUGGUUAG